AUGACAGCAUCCUCUCGCUGUCCUGGUGUUCUUCCCACUUUCGCUGACUACAACAACUCCUGGGCGCCAGCUUGCAUCUCCACAAAUUUUCAUUCGACCACUGGCAAAUCACAAUGCAGAUUUACUUACAUUGGUGCGGCCUUGGAGUCUACCUGUUGGGUUCUUGUCUACCAAGUGGCGCAGGUCGGAAGGCACCACAAGUGUGCAGGAAUUGCGUAUCUGCAAUUACAUGCCAAGAAGGCUGAGGCUCAGGCUUUCAGUGCCUCAUCCCCUGGCCAUCUAUACACCCCACACAAUGGUGCUGCCAUUUCCCUGCCAUUGCUCACUUACCCCUUGAGUGCUGGUGAGCUGUCCUCCGAUUGCAUGGCCUCUGGCAGACAUAGCCAUGGGAGCGGAUCACAUUCACCCCCCUCCACCAUUCCCUAUCCCGUGAUCGUUCCCAGGUCGCAUCACUUCAACCCAAUUGUCGCACCCACGACUCAGGCCAGCAUUAGGGCACACUGGUGGAGAUCAAGCAGGAGCAACGACGACAGUGAUGAAGAGGACAACAACUUCCAGCCAGCCAACCUCUCUGCCGAUUUACCAUUCGUAAGCAGUGCAUUGGAACAAAGGGGAAGAGAUGAGCUCAGGGACAGCUAUGUGCACCACAAGGAUACCCCUCCUGUGUCCAACCAGAAAUCCAGCAAGGUAUCUUUGCUUGACCAAGCACCUGGACACAUUAGGUAUCUUGAGACCACCAAAGAGCAGUUGGAACUCUGCCUCCAAGGAUGCCCACCUUUUCAACUGUGCACAGUGCAAAUGCCCAUCAGAACACACUGGAGAAUUUUUGAGUGUACCUACAUAUUAGUAGUUUGCCAGUUGUAA
Messenger RNA from Laccaria bicolor S238N-H82, 864 nucleotides. RefSeq lists its product as uncharacterized. Lineage: Eukaryota; Fungi; Basidiomycota; Agaricomycetes; Agaricales; Hydnangiaceae. Gene Ontology annotation, molecular function: protein dimerization activity. Bases 1 to 864 code for a protein of 287 amino acids. The record is from RefSeq and is a predicted model, not a curated record. The transcript has 5 exons.